Molecule: messenger RNA, 735 nt
Organism: Parastagonospora nodorum SN15
Lineage: Eukaryota; Fungi; Ascomycota; Dothideomycetes; Pleosporales; Phaeosphaeriaceae
Exons: 1
Coding region: 1-735 (244 amino acids)
Biological process (GO): protein deubiquitination
Cellular component (GO): nucleus; cytosol
Molecular function (GO): cysteine-type endopeptidase activity; cysteine-type deubiquitinase activity
Source: RefSeq, a predicted model, not a curated record
AUGUCCCGUCCCGAACAAAGUCUGCGCGUCAAUCCCCUCAGAACAAACGGCGACACUGUCGAAGCCGCCAUCCGUCGCUGCAUGGCCAACACCCUCGACGGUGUCACCAAAUCCACAUGUUCAAACCAGUGCCCCGAAGCGAACAUUACAGUCGAGUACCUUAUCGAAGCCGCGCCCGAAUAUCUCUGCGUCGUCCUGCAACUCGACAACUACGACGAGACUACAGGAGAGAUCAGCAAGAACAGAACCACCAUCCAGCUUCCCGACAUGCUCGAUCUGACAGAGUACAUGGACCACGAAUCCGCCGACCCUCUUCCCGUGCGCUAUCGGCUUGCUUCGGCGAUCUACCACGCUGGAGAGUCGCUCUCGUCCGGCCACUACGGCGCGGGCGUGACUUCAGGCCGCGCACGACGCGCGAGGUUCCAAAGGAAAGUCGUGCCCGACCCCGAUACCCUCCAAUUCUUCUGCAACGACGCCGAAAUCGCGGAGUGGACGCAGCCCACCGCUGUGGCUAAUAAACUCACCAUCAACCCGGUUGACUUUUCGGAUGCAAUGAAUUCGAGGAGCGUGUGGGAUCCGUAUACCUUGUGGUACGUCAGGGAGCCGCAAGAUGCGCCGGCCGCACGUGCAGGAUCUGUCGUGGCACAUGUAGCGCCGGUAGAGGAGGCAGAUACUAUUGCUGGAAGGCUGCGGGAGAGGAAGAGGAAGAGGGCGGAAAGUAGGGACGGUCUGUAG